CAGUAAAACAAUAAUAAUGCAAUUUCAUUAUUGCCCUUUGCUGACCCACCGGAUUUGUUUCACCGGACAGCGAUUCGUUCGUCAACAACGUUGACUACUCACCUCUCCCACUAGAUUGACCUCAUCUCCCACGUGUCCCCACCUACACCAUCCACUUGAAAAUCCCGCCCCAUGAUCGCAAACUACUGGCACAAAGGCGCGUGGAUAGCUAGAUCUGAUUGUUCAUUUAGGAAACAAAAAAAGGAAAAAGAAAAAGAAAAGGAAAGGACGUCUUUGUAAUUACAUCGAUUUGAAAAUCCUGUCGCAAGAAGUACGCACACAGGAAAGAAAAAUAGGGAGGGAAGCGUACGUGCUUGUUGAUGAAAAGCGAGUUCUCUCCGAUUGGGGGUCCGGCGUGAGAUCUUUUGGUUCACUAUUACUUUGAUCGGAAGAAAGAAUCGGUGGCGCGAUGGCGAGCUUGCAGUUGAUUAGAGAGAGCAGCGAGGCGGUGGAGAGGCAGAGCCAGAGCCCGAGGAGUCCCGAAGCCAAGCUCGGGAUGAAAGUGGAGGAUCUGUGGGACGUUCAAGAGCCGCAGCUCAGUCCUAGCGAGAAGCUCAAUGCUUGCUUCGAGAACAUUCCCGUCUCUGCGUUCCCUGCUUCUUCUUCUCGAGUGAUUGAGAUAAAAUCGGAUACGACGCUGGCAGAGGCGGUGAAGAUAUUGGGGGAGAACAAGAUUCUGAGCGCGCCGGUGGUGAACGUCGAUGCGCCGGAGGACGCUUCUUGGAUGGAUAGGUACAUCGGAAUCGUGGAGGUUGCCGGAAUCGUGGUUUGGAUUUUGCAGCAGUCAGAACCUCCGUCUCCUAGGAGUGCAAAUUCAGGAACCUCUGCUGCAUUGGCGGUGAAUGGAUUGACGAAUGCUGCUGGAGUUGGGAUCUUGGGGCCUGAAGAUGCUCAAGCAACGUCUGGAGACUUUUUUGAGGAUCUCACUUCGUCGGAAUACUACAAAAACACCAAGGUUAGAGACAUCUCGGGCUCAUUCCGAUGGGCACCGUUCCUGGCUUUGCAGAAGUCCAACUCCUUCUUGACGAUGCUGCUACUGCUUUCCAAGUACAAAAUGAAGAGCAUCCCAAUUGUUGAUCUGGGGGAUGGCAAGAUUGACAACAUCAUCACGCAAUCUGCUGUAAUUCACAUGUUAAACGAAUGUGCUGGGCUUCACUGGUUUGAGAGUUGGGGAGCCAAGACGGUUUCUGAACUUGGACUUCCCCUGGUCUCCCGCGAUCAGAUUAUCAAGGUAUAUGAGGAUGAACCAGUGCUCCAAGCGUUCAAGCUGAUGAGGAAAUUGAGAAUUGGUGGUGUUCCUGUUAUGGGAGGGGAUGGCAAGAAGCCAAUUGGCAACAUCAGUCUCAGAGAUGUUCAGUUCCUACUAAAUGCGCCAGAGAUUUACCACGAGUUCAGAUCUAUCACAGCCAAGAACUUUCUGUUGGCGGUGAGAAGCUACCUGAAGGAUCACGAGGAAGACACCCCAAUUGUGAGCGGGAUGAUAACAUGUAAAGGGAGCGACAACAUUAAAGACUUGAUUAUGAAGCUAGACACCAAGCAAAUCCACCGGUUAUACGUUGUGGAUGAUUCCGGGAAUCUGGAAGGAGUGAUCACCCUGAGAGACGUUAUCUCGAGGCUUGUACACGAACCCCGUGGAUACUUUGGGGAUUUCUUUGACGGAGUUCUGCCUCUCCCUGCUAACAGUAGAGUCUGAGGCAGCAACUCAAAAGUUGUUUGUUGUUCAUGCUUCUGGUGGCCAGGUCAGGUCAGCUCACACUUCCAACUGUGCUUGUUGGUUUGUUAACCAACCCUCUCAAUCACUCAAUGAUUGUAGCAAUAUAGGUCGGUUCUCCUGUAAGUAGUUCCCAGAACUCUUUCUUGACUGGUUGAGUUUUAUUUACCCUUUGUCAUGAAAACUGUAUGGUAAGUAUGUGGUGGUGGCUCCCCGCCCCUGUUGUAUGAACAGCGAAUAAUCAGAAUUCAGAACUGCUGAUUGGAAGUUGCAACAUCUCCGGUGAUCUAGAGUGGUGCUUUUCUGGGUUUGAGGAUUUGCGCUCGAUUUGGAUUCAAGUACUUGAACAUCGAUUGAUCAAUCUCCUGAGUCACAUCUUUUGUUGUUGUUGUUGUUGCUGCUGCUGCUGUUGUUGUUGUUGAGAAUGAUGUAGAAUCGCAUCUUGAUGGUGGGAUUGGAUUGGGGCGGACAGAAGCAACAUAUAGGCAGCAUCUGCAUACAUGCGUUGUUUCAGAAAAGAAUCCUUCCAUCCAUCCCAUAGCAGCCAAGCAAUGCUGUGGGUUUCUGCUCCAACGUCGAUACUAUUCUUGUCUUAGCUUGCGCAUCGAGCAACAGAGUUGCAGGCUGCUGCGGAUUGCUCAAAAGCACGAACAAGUUGUGGAGGAAAACUUUCCACAAUGGAUCGAAGACUGGCUUGGCUGGCCAAAAUGAUUCCAGAGAGGGAAUAGAACUGAGAUGUUGGCGAUUAUUCCAAAGGGGAAAAAGUCUUUAUGUUGUCGCCCAGACCCGAGCCUUGUCUUAUGGGAACUCAGGUGAGCGAACAGACAAAACCCUCCUUCCUCCACGGUGAUUCCAAUUUGCACUUCUUCCAGUCCCCUCCUUCCUGCCCGCCCAUUCACGACCUUCCUCAACGACGAAGAAAAAGUUGAAAUGGACGCAGGCACACACAACUAGUAUCCGGAUGAGCAAGGCUACUGCUCUGUUAGCCUUGGCCGCAACCGCGCAAUGCGCAUGUGGUUUGGUUUGUAUCCGGGUUAGCUGCCUCUGGUUUAAGAUGGACAAACAAAAUCCCGUCUCAACACUGAUAACAUUAUCAGGCAAACACAGCAGCACCCUAAUAAACACAACACUUCACUAAUAGGCCCUGCCUAAACAGAGGAAGGAUAUGCCACAAUGAUCCAGUGGCUACUAACACGAAAGAAGAACAACAAAGAAUCUACCGUAUCUAUGACUGGAUCUUAUUCACGUAUGCAAGGUAUACCUUAUCGACACACACACACACAGAACGAGAACUAACUUAUCAAACCUGCACGAUGUUUACAGUUCUAACAUAAUUCUCAACUGCAAAACUUCAGUCUUUAGGGGUGGGUUAUGUUGACAUGACAAGAGAAACACACUUCGCCAAUGGCACAGCAUCGUUUAUUGAGACGAAUCUGUUAACUUGGAUUCACAUACGCACUCAAACCACUGAGCUUCAUUCGUGACUAAGAACCAGCUGCAGUAUUGGCAAAAAUGAGAAUGGAUACUUAAGAGUCUAUAUUAAAUGUACAACAAACUUAAAAUACAGCAUUCAAAGACUG
This is a messenger RNA of Linum trigynum, 3330 nucleotides long. Lineage: Eukaryota; Viridiplantae; Streptophyta; Magnoliopsida; Malpighiales; Linaceae. The record is from the annotation of a GenBank genome assembly.